Messenger RNA from Rhodotorula toruloides NP11, 2406 nucleotides. RefSeq names its product mitotic checkpoint family protein. Gene Ontology annotation, biological process: mitotic spindle assembly checkpoint signaling; attachment of mitotic spindle microtubules to kinetochore. Gene Ontology annotation, cellular component: nuclear envelope; kinetochore; mitotic spindle. The transcript is spliced from 10 exons. Bases 1 to 2406 code for a protein of 801 amino acids. Lineage: Eukaryota; Fungi; Basidiomycota; Microbotryomycetes; Sporidiobolales; Sporidiobolaceae. The record is from RefSeq and is a predicted model, not a curated record.
AUGGAUCGCCCUGGCGCUGGGCCGCCGUAUGAGACCCCGCUCGUCUCAUCGCGGACUCUUCGAACGGCCGUGUCGUCCGUCGGAUCCUCGCGCCUGCCCUUGAGACACAACUCCGCGACCCCUUCGGAACCGCAGACGGUGGGGCGCAGUUCGCUCUUGAGGAGGCCGUCGUCGAGCGAUUUGGCGGGUAGCUACGGGAACGCGCCGGCCACCGUCUCUCGCCUCCCAAUGCGGCGUCCUUCCCUGAACGGCUCGCAGAUGGACCCGCCCCUCUCUGCACGGCCAGACUCGCGCAUCAGCUCGCUCAAGAGACGACCGAGUGCAGCCGAUUUGCAACAAGAGUCGGAGACGGCCUCCUUGAAACGCCAGCUCGCCCGCGCGCUGAGCCAAGUCGAGGAGUUCAAGCAUGCCGCUGAGCGGCAGAAGCUCGAAUCGGCGAUGGCUGCCGACAAGGCGCAGUCGCAGAUGAACGAGUACAGCGCGCGGAUCGAGAAGCUCGAGCGGCAUCGGGCCAUCUUGCUCGGCAAGGAGCGCGAGGCUGCGGAGCGGGAGCAGAGGCGGAAGGAGGACGAGAAUGGCGCCAAGGAGAAGCUCGAGAAGGAGGUGCGGAGCUUGCGGUCGCAGCUUGACUCGCUCAAGGACGAGCACAUCGACCUGCAAGAGUCGUUUACCGACCUCGAGCAUUCCGCGAAUCAGGCGGUCGCCCAGGCCAACCACCAUCAAGCGCGCACGACGGCAUUGCAGCAAGAACUCGAGCUCGUCCGGCAGGAAUCGGAGGAACGCUUGCAUUCGGUGACAGAGGAGAAGAAGCAGCGGCUAGCGCUUGAGGCGGAACUCGAGGGGGAGAAGAUGCGCGCGAAGGACUCGGGCGACUCGGCCGUCAUUCGCGAAGAGCUGCAUCGCCAAGUCUCGACCCUCCGCACCCUCGAGAAGGAGAACGGCAAACUCCAGCGCAAGGUCGAGACGUACGAGCGACAGCAUGCCAACAUCGAGCUGUUGAAGGAGACGAACCGAUCGCUCGAGCGAAAGGUCAAGGCGGCGGAAGAGCUACGACAACAACUCGCGGGACAGGCGGUCGAGCUCGAGCUGCUGCGGCGAGAGAAGGCGGACUGGUCCGCUUUCGUCAAGCCCGAAGACACCGACACCUUCUCCUCCCCUCGCAAGAUCACCAAGAACCUCGCCGCGACCCGUAUCGAGAACGCCACUCUCCGCGACCGCCUCAACACGCACGAGCUCGAGCUGCAGCGACGCGACCGCAUCAUUGGCCAGCUCGAGGCGAAGGCUGUCGAGCUCGAGAAGCAGCUCCAACAGGCCGCGAAGGAGCUGGACGCGGCAAAAGAGAAGGCAAGGGUGGACGGCGCACAGGUGGGGCUGUUGCGUCAAGAGGUGGCGAUGCUGAAGCGGCAUCUCGACAGCUACGCGACCGAGGAGGCCAACCACAAUGCCGGCAACUACGACGCCCAGAAGACCGCCAGGCUCGCCGAGCUGGAAGAGCUGCUUGAGGCGCACAAGCGCGAGGUCGCCAGCCUGACGCAGCAAGUCUCGCACUGGCGGGGCCUCGUCGAGCGAUACGGCGGGAAUACGACCGAAAUUCUCGAGCUAGAGGAGCGGGAGAAGCGGGAGGCCGCCUCGGAAGGGGCGGUCAGCAAGUCGCUCGAGGAGCAGUUGCGCUUGAACGAGGAACUUCAGCGAGAACUCGACGAGGCGCGGAACGAGCUGGCGCUAAUGGAGCAGGAGCUCGAGGCUCUGUCGACUCAGGUCGAGCAGCUCGAGGAGAACCAGGGCAUUCGCGGCGCCUACAACCCUGAGACGACCAAGGUUCUCGAGUUCCGCGACUCGCCCGACCGCGUCGAGCAUGCGAUCCGGACGGCGACUCUCGAGCGGCUGAAGAACGAGAACCAGGCGCUCUUGCGGCGACUCGGCGACAUAGAGCGGGGCGCACUUGCCCAGCAAGGUGCUGGGGUUCAGCAACUGGUGCCGAGGGAGUCGCUCGUCUCGGCGCAGGCCGAAGCCGACAAGCUCAAGGCGCUCGUCCAGCAAAAGGAGACGAUGCUCAAGCGGAUCGGUCAAGCCGUCGCCGAGAAGACGGAAGCGAUGCGUUUGGCUGUUCAGAAACUGCUCGGUUUCCAGCUGUCCUUCCUCGAGUCCGGCCGCAUCCGCGUCACCUCCGUCUACGCGCCAUCAAAGGACCGCUCGCUUGCGUUCGACCCCUGGCCCGGAGGACCCAUGCCCUUCAAGCUUGUCUCGGCGACGGACGAGAAGGUCAUGAGCAUCGACGAGGUCAGGCGGAGCAUCGGCUUCUGGCUCGACGGGCGUCAGUCGCUUCCAGGCUUCAUGGCGUCGCUCACGAUGGCGCUGUACGAAGAGACGACGCGUGGGCAGGCUGGAGGCGUGGUGUUCGGGUAG